AUUUACUGAAGCAGGAAGAAGAAAAGUGAUUUUUUUUUACAGAACCAGAAGGCAAGACCACAGACUAAAAUGUAUCCAUUCAGCCUGUUUGUUUUUUUGGUGCUCCCGUAUCAAGCUUGCUUAGCAUGCUCUCCCAUCAAGAAAAUGGACAGGUGUGAAGAUUUGUGGACGGGAAUUGGAUAUGUGUACCAAUAUGAAACUCCGGCUGGAUCUGAAAUUGAGGUGUACUCAAACAAUACUCCAAUAGCCUACCGUGGCAUGAACAAGCCUUUUGAGGCACAUCUCUCUGAUAAGGUGAUAAAUGUGAACAACAGUGCUGUCAUCCUCUCUGAAUGCCUGAAUCUGACAUUCAAAUAUUUGUAUUUUCUCCAGGGCAAGGUGGAGGAGUGCCAUUUACAUUACAUUGUUGCAGAGAGGGAGCAUGUGGAUAUGAUAACUAUCAAUCUGACUGACACCUCGGACAACACAUCAGGAAAUGGAGACAAAGCCAAAGCCACUAGCCACACAAAGGAAAUCACUGCUGGUUUUCUGGUCUUGGUUCUGCUGCUGGGCAUUGCUGGUUUCUUAGUGUACAGAUAUGGCAACAUUCCUUGGAGAGACAAACAUCCAUUUGCUCUUGUACAGCUAGAUCGGCUGGGUCGGGACUACCUUAACACCAACAGGGAAAACCAGAGGGACAACGGAGAACCUGAUGAUCCAGCUGCUGGGAACGCUGAGUCUCUCCGAUCUGUGCUUGUCAUUGGCAGGGACCAGGGGGAUGGGGUGGAAGAGGAGAUGGAGCCACCACACAGUCAGGAGACACAUGUUGAGUCCUCUCUGCUGAAUGGGCAUCUUGUGAACAGCAGACAAGGAGAGAGAGGUGAGCCAAGCGAGAGGUUCGUUCAGCCAAUGGGCCGCGAGGGAACAGAUACUGAAUUCUCUCAGAAGAGACAUGCUGGAUUUCCUCUGGUGAAUGGAAACCAUAAGGCCAGGGUUAACGAUGAGACUAAGGAAGCGACUCCUGGUGCACAGAGUCCAGGACCUGCUCAGAUGAAUGGAGGUCCUCCCAUGUCUGACAGGUUGGAGAACAACCCUGUUGGUCAGCGGAUGAAGAAAACUGCUCUGGUGAACAAGCAGGACCAGGACUGGUCAGCAACGGCAUGAAGCCAGUUGAAAAUAUAUAGCAUAUAAGAUGAAACUACGUGUAAAUAUAAUAAAAUAUAACAUGAUAUACACUGUAAUAUAGAACAAUAUAAUAUGACAUUAUAUAAUAUCGUAACACUUACUUGAAGCUGCUUCUUGUAUAGUGUUAUAUAUUCUAAUGAAUGCAUUCUUAACAACAUGAAUGAUGCAUUAAUGCAUACAUAGGACAUAACUGUAUAGUAAAAUUAUAAUAUAAUACUGUGCUGGUAAGCUGCUAGCUGUGGGGUUGCCCCCAGCUGUGGUUUCUAUCAUUCAGAGUAUCUACACUCAACUGUGGUUCAAAUCCAUAGAUUUUAGCUUAGUUGUUACCGUAAACUAGCACUUCUUAGAGACAAAGUUAUGGGACAUGCUGUAUAACUACUUACCAUUCUGAAGUGUAACAGUCAGGUUUUUAUGUAACAAUUGUUAAUCCCUUUUUAAAUGUUUAUUUCUAUAUUUGUUUGCUUGAUUAGAUUGAAUUAGUAUGACUAAUGCAUUAUUUUACCCUCCCGUAUAGAGGGACAUUAUUUUACCCUCCCGUAUAGAGGGAUAUUAUUUUACCCUCCUGUAUAGAGGGACAUUAUUUUACCCUCCCGUAUAGAGGGAUAUUAUUUUACCCUCCCGUAUAGAGGGACAUUAUUUUACCCUCCCGUAUAGAGGGAUGUUAUUUUACCCUCCAGUAUAGAGGGACAUUAUUUUACCCUCCCGUAUAGAGGGACAUUAUUUUACCCUCCCGUAUAGAGGGAUAUUAUUUUACCCUCCCGUAUAGAGGGACAUUAUUUUACCCUCCCGUAUAGAGGGAUAUUAUUUUACCCUCCCGUAUAGAGGGAUAUUAUUUUAGUGACUAAAACAUUUUCCAUUAUUUGUAUCCAAAAUAUAUUUCAUUAAAACAUAUAUAUUUAUUCUCA
Molecule: messenger RNA, 2069 nt
Organism: Oncorhynchus nerka (sockeye salmon)
Lineage: Eukaryota; Metazoa; Chordata; Actinopteri; Salmoniformes; Salmonidae
Exons: 13
Coding region: 70-1143 (357 amino acids)
Source: RefSeq, a predicted model, not a curated record